CAUCACAAACCUACACUUUCGUUCGGCCAGUCUUCGUCAGUAACCGACCGCACGUCGAAGCUAACGGACGCGUGUUCCAUUACAACCUGAAUUCACGAUGGCUGACGGCCCUACUAUUUGCAGCAGCUGUAACGCACCUAUUCAGGGGAGAAUCGUGACAGCCCUGAACAAGAAAUGGCACCCCGAGCACUUCACGUGCAACACCUGCAGGAAGCCGAUCGACGGCGCCAAGUUCCACCAGCAUGAAGGCGGCGUCCACUGUGUGCCUUGCUUCGCCCAGCACCACAGCCCCCGGUGCCACGGCUGCGGGGAGCCUAUCACUGACCGAGUGAUCCAGGCUCUGGGCGUGUCCUGGCACGCACACCACUUCGUGUGCGGCGGCUGCAAGGCUGAACUGGGCGGUGGUGGCUUCAUGGAACAGGCCGGCAGACCAUACUGCUCGGCGUGCUACGCGGACAAGUUCGCGGCGCGCUGUGCCGGGUGCCACUCGCCCAUCGUGGACAAGGCCAUCAUCGCGCUGGACGCCAAGUGGCACCGCGAUUGCUUCACUUGCAACAAAUGCAGAAAUCCAGUGACGGAUUCCACAUUCUCCGUCAUGGACAACAAGCCCCUCUGCGCAAAAUGCGCUUAAACCUUGCGACUUGCUAAAAUUACUAUAGUCACACAUCUUAAUACUUACUUAUUUGUUUUUGAAGAGGCCCAAUUUGCUAUUGAAAUUCACGGAUUGUCCUCAUUGAGACAAAGCGGCGAAAUUUAUAAAGUAAAACUAUGAUUAAUAUCCAGUCCAUAGGUUGCGGUGAUCGCUUAUCAUCAAGCAACAUGCGUGCUUAUUUGACCACUGACAUUUGUUGACAAUGCAAGCAAAAUAUGUUGCUGCAUAAAAAGACAUGAUAAGAUUGUGUAAUAAGAGUUGUAGGAAAAACAGAGUUUAUAUAGCUGUGUCCUGUAUAUGUAGGAUACUUAUCUAUACAUGUGAUAUAUUCGCGACGCAUCGCACCAUUUUGUUCCAAUAAGAACAACCCGUAAGAUUACUAUAGUCACACACUUAUUCAUACAGAUCGCGCCAAACUUCUAGUUCGCUCUGAAGUCGAGGCGAGUCGCGUCGCAGUAGCUCAAAAUCGACUGUACACCUGCGCGAAGUAACUUCAGAGCGUACUAGAAGUUUGGCGCGAUCUGUACUUAUUUAUAUGUAUAUAGAAGAUAUAGACCCAGUCUACCAAUAAUUAAAACAAAUAAUACUGAUGAUGAAAGAAUAAGAAUUAAAUUAUUAUCUUUGAUAAUUGAACAAUGGUACAAUGAAAAGCAAAAGCGAACGCUUUUAUUUUUAAAAUUAAAUUAAAAACAAAGUGCCAUUUGAGGGUUUUAGCUAUUUUUUUUUCCCACCAAAAUGUGUUAGUGGAACGUGAGGACAGCCAACUGUCAUUUCAAUUUGACAACUAAAAUGAUAUGUCACGUGACUGUCAAAUCUAACUAAUAACAACACAGUAGGUAUUGGUAGUCUACGUGCUGAAAUCUGUACCGCUGUUUGAAAACAAACUAGCAUUUUUUUUUAUUUUUGCCAAAAAUGCAAACUAUUUGGAAAUUAUAUUAUCGCUUUACGUGUUGAGAUUCUUGCUUUUUUAUUAUAGGAUCUAUACAUACAUGUUAUGAAGUACAGUCAUUAUGUUACGAGUUUAAAUAGACUGAGGUCUUGAAUGGUAAGGCUCCAGUGUCCUGUCUAAGUUUAAAUUGUGAUAAUAUAAGUAUAUGUAUACAGGGCUUCAUAGAAAUUGUUAUUAAGCAACGAUGUAUCGAAGUUUUAAGACAUUUUUUCAAAUUACUUUCUCUGAAGUACGUAAUAUAUUUUCUUUGUUGUGCGUUUAGAUAAAGUUAUCACUUAAGUAUCGCGCAAUGAUUUUGUUUAAGUGGAUCAUCUUAAAAAAAUAAAUUAUAUUUGGAUAUA
Messenger RNA from Plodia interpunctella (Indianmeal moth), 1942 nucleotides. RefSeq lists its product as uncharacterized. NCBI's taxonomy places the organism in Eukaryota, Metazoa, Arthropoda, Insecta, Lepidoptera, Pyralidae. Gene Ontology annotation, cellular component: Z disc; nucleus. Bases 98 to 631 code for a protein of 177 amino acids. Gene Ontology annotation, molecular function: transcription coregulator activity. The transcript is spliced from 6 exons. The record is from RefSeq and is a predicted model, not a curated record.